AUGUUUGCCGUGUGGUUCUCGACGGACUCAGAUUGUCAAUUGAACCGCGCGGACCUAUUGCCGGGCGGGUGCGCGAAGACGCUGUCCGCGCUAGACACGAUGCGCGUGCAGCAUUAUGUCUUCCCGGGCAAGGGAACCAGUAGUACCAGCGACGCAACUACCGGAGCAAAGGUGGACUGUCCGUCGCGGAGUCACUUCAUCUCCGAGAAGUACGCUGUUUACACGAACGCACGGGAGGACGUCGACGAUCCCCGUGGUAUAUUAGACUCGAGCGAGGACCCCCGGUGUCAGCCCACUACGGGCGGGGAGUGCAACGCUUGGAACUUCGGGGGUCUGCGCUCGCGUUUCAUGGGACUCGGCUGGCUAGAGAACCUCUCCAUUCGUCCGC
Molecule: messenger RNA, 388 nt
Organism: Amoebophrya sp. A120
Lineage: Eukaryota; Dinophyceae; Syndiniales; Amoebophryaceae
Source: the annotation of a GenBank genome assembly